UUGUGUCACACCUCUGCAGGUGUCAUGCGCGCUCCUCUGCGGUGGGUGCUGUGGGAUGUAAAAGACACUCUGCUGAAGGUGCGUUCCUCUGUCGGAGAACAAUACUGUGAUGAGGCUAAACGAAUGGGCCUCAGCCUCAACCCUGCGGAGGUCAACGCUGCUUUCAGUCAGGCGUAUCGACAUCAUUCCAGCACAUUCCCAAACUACGGCAUCACUCACGGACUGGAUGGACAGUCUUGGUGGAAGGCAGUGGUGAAAGCCACCUUCUCCCUGUGCAAGGUGCGGGACCCGGCCAUACUGAAUACGAUGGCCCACCAUCUAUACCAGAACUUCAGCAAAGCAGAGAACUGGGAGGUAUUUCCAGACUCAAAGGUGGCUUUGGAGAACUGCUCCUUGCUGGGACUGCAGCUGGGAGUGGUUUCCAACUUUGACAACCGCCUUGAAGCCAUCCUACACAGUUGUGGGCUGCUGUCUCACUUCAGCUUCCUGGUGACGUCAGAAGGAGCAGGUGUAGAGAAGCCCGAGGCGGCCAUUUUUAACCAGGCACUGCAGAAGUGCGGCGUGCCGGCUGCCAGCGUAGCGCACGUCGGGGACCACUACGUGAACGAUUACCUGGCGUCACGCUCGGUCGGUAUCCAUGGCUUCCUUUUGGACCGAAAAAGCCCCUUUGAGCGACGUGAUGUCCCUAAAGAGCAUCGGCUGUCAUCGCUGGAUGAGCUGCCUGUGCGACUUAAACAGCACAUGGACGCACAAUAGCAUCAUUUUGUAGGAGAACAACCUAUUGGCAUGCGGGACGGUUGAUUGUCUCGCACAUGGAGCUGUAUCAACAACAACAACCCCACGGUGAUCCCCCCACCUAAGACAUCAAUGAGAAGGCGCCACACCUCAAGUUUAGAACUGCAGAAGCCUUUUUGAACUUAAAGAUUAAACCUUUUCAACAAACAAAGAGAACUCGGUUGCCUCGACUUCACCCUUUGCAGAUUACCAUAACCUGGAUCUACACAGUCAACUAUGUGUGUUUUUGCUUUUUUCUAUGGCUUGCUGUGUUGUAUGCCAGUGAAGAUAAUCAUAGAACAUUUGCGGCUGCUCAGUGCAGUGCAGUUACAACAAGACAACUUCAAUAAUAAAAGAACAAAAUGUACACCGCAAA
Nerophis ophidion (straightnose pipefish) is the source of this 1150-nucleotide messenger RNA. It is a transcript of the gene hdhd3, whose product is annotated as haloacid dehalogenase-like hydrolase domain containing 3. The record is from RefSeq and is a predicted model, not a curated record. The transcript has 3 exons. NCBI's taxonomy places the organism in Eukaryota, Metazoa, Chordata, Actinopteri, Syngnathiformes, Syngnathidae. The coding region runs from base 25 to 756 and encodes 243 amino acids.